ACCUAAAGAUUCAUUUUGAUGUGCUGGUUACUGGUUUCUGUAUUCAAGGAACAGUAUAUAUGCGAUGUGCAAGCACCCGACAUGUCAAAUUUCACUAGCUGUAAAGGCAUUUUGAAGGCAGCCAGCUAGUCAUGGAUCAUCACAGUGAGGAUAUUAAGUAUGAAGAGGAAUUUAUCGUGAACUCCAGGGGCAACAAGCUGUUCACUUGCAGAUGGAUACCGCAGAAUUUUCAGCCUAAAGCUUUGAUCUUCAUCUGUCAUGGAAUUGCAGCAGAGUGCAGCAUAUCAAUGAGAGAUGCCGCAGCUCGGUUGGUGCGGGCUGGAUAUGGCGUUUAUGGGAUAGAUCAUGAGGGCCAUGGCAGAUCAUCUGGACGGAGGUGCUACAUACCAAAUUUCAGCGACAUCGUCACAGACUGCUCCGAUAGUUUCAUGAGUAUUUGCGAGAAGCCGGAGAACAGGGAAAAGAAGAGGUUCCUUUACGGCAUCUCUAUGGGCGGAAGCGUGGCGCUUCUCCUCCAUAGAAAGUCGCCAGACUACUGGGAUGGUGCCAUCUUGCUUGCUCCUAUGUGCAAGGUCUCUGAUGACAUGAAGCCUCAUCCAAUAGUCGUCAGCGCUCUGACAAUGAUUUGUGCUGUUGUGCCUAGUUGGAGGAUCAUACCCACACCUGACAUCAUUGAUAAAGUCUGCAAAGAUCCAGAGAUGAGAAAAGAGGUUCGUUCCAAUCCAUAUAUAUACAGAGGAAAGCUCCCCUUGAAAACAUGUCAUGAACUCCUGAUGGUCAGCCUAGACAUUGAGAAGAACUUGAAUCAGGUGACGAUGCCAUUCCUGGUCCUGCACGGUGGAGAUGACAUCGUGACGGAUCCCUCCGUCAGCAAGCUGCUGUUCGAGAAAGCAUCAAACAGGGAUGAAACCUUCAAGCUCUACCCUGGGAUGUGGCAUGCGCUAACAGCUGAAUUCCCUAACGAUGUUGAGCGCGUGUACUCUGACAUAAUCACUUGGCUAGAGGAAAGGGCAAAUUGUGCAGGUAGUGUUUCAGAAAAGAGUAGCGCAUCUAGUGUCUAAGAGAUGCGUGGGGUUCACUUAUCACUUUGUAACAAAUAAUGCAACGUUCAAGGAUGGUGUGCAGUUCAGUA
Panicum virgatum (switchgrass) is the source of this 1132-nucleotide messenger RNA. Its product is annotated as caffeoylshikimate esterase-like. Lineage: Eukaryota; Viridiplantae; Streptophyta; Magnoliopsida; Poales; Poaceae. Gene Ontology annotation, molecular function: lipase activity. Gene Ontology annotation, cellular component: membrane. Bases 132 to 1061 code for a protein of 309 amino acids. The transcript is spliced from 9 exons. The record is from RefSeq and is a predicted model, not a curated record.